UGCCCAGAGGUUGCCAUGGCAGCCGAAGUCUGGGAUGAUGGCGCUGUAGAGCAGGAAGGGCAGCUGCUUGGCUCUCCUCCAGGCAGGGCUUCAGGGGAAUAGAGUUGCACAACAACAAGAAGCCAGGCCUGUGACUGUGUUGGAAACUCAGUCCCUGGAGCUGAUCUGCCAGACUCAGGAGGGGAGGGCGGCUGGGAUCCCGGAAGGAAAGGGGGCCCAUGAGUCACCAGCAAGUCCCUGGCAUUCCCUCCCUUCUCCUUCUCUCCUUCAGUCGGAGGAGCUCUCCGUUUCCAGCCUGGUUGCAGCUGCUUCUUGUCCCUCUUCCUCCUGGGAAGAUCUUGGCUGAUUUGCCCUUGGUAUCAUCUAAGUGAUAGUCCAAAGUGACAGGUUCUGAAAGAUGGAUGGCCUCACAGAAGCCAACACUGCCUUUGCCCUCAAUCUUUUCAAGAAACUGAGUGAAAAGGAUAGAACAAAGAAUGUGUUCUUUUCUCCUAUGAGUAUUUCCUCUGCUCUGUCAAUGGUCUUGCUGGGUGCCAAAGGGAGCACUGCAGCCCAAAUGGCAACUGUAUUAUCUGUGACCAAAAGUGAAGAGAUGCAUCAGGGAUAUGAGAAACUUAUUUCUGAAAUUAACAAGCCAGACACCAAGUACUUGCUGAAACUAGCCAACAGGCUUUUUGGAGAAGAGUCGUAUAAUUUUCUUGCACCAUUUUUAGAUUCCAGCCAGAAAUUCUACCAUGCCAAUCUAGAGAAACUUAAUUUCAUUAAAACGUCAGAAGAUUCCAGAAAACAUAUAAAUACUUGGGUGGAAGAACAGACAUCAGGUAAAAUCAGAAAUCUUCUUGCACCAGGAAUAAUUACCAGCUAUACAAGGCUGGUUUUGGUAAAUGCUAUCUAUUUCAAGGGAAAUUGGGCAAACCAGUUCCGGAAAGAUUGCACAAUGGAACGUCCGUUCAAAAUUAACAAGAAUGAAAGCAGAACUGUGCAGAUGAUGUUUAAGAAAGCGAAAUAUAAUAUGACCUACAUAGCGGAUUAUCGGACCAAAAUUCUUGAAAUCCCUUAUGUGGAUAAGGAGCUGAGCAUGAUUAUUCUACUUCCUGAUGAAAUUGAAGAUAAUUCUACUGGUUUGGAAAAGUUGGAGAGAGAAACAACAUAUGAGAAACUCAUGGACUGGAUCAAUCCAGAAAUGAUGGACCUAACUGAAGUCGAGCUGUCUCUGCCCAAAUUUAAACUGGAAGAAAUGUAUGACCUGAAGCCUAUUCUGAUUAGCAUGGGGAUGUCAGAUGCCUUUGACCAGCUCAAGGCUGACUUCUCAGGAAUGUCACCUCAAAAUGACUUAUUCUUAUCUGAGGUUGUUCACAAAUCCUUUGUAGAGGUAAAUGAAGAGGGCACUGAAGCUGCUGCUGCUACAGCAGCUGUUAUGAAUAUGCGUUGUGCUAUGAUUGUACCUCGAUUCACUGUUGACCAUCCAUUUCUCUUUUUUAUUCUGCACAACAAAACCAGAAGCAUCCUUUUCUAUGGUAGGUUUUGUUCUCCUUAAAAGUUGCAUAUCCUGCAGGUACAGUACAAACACAUGUCACUAUUACCUGCUGACAAUACAAUAUAUAAAGCUUUUAAUUUCACAUCAGAUUCUUCAAUGUUGUAUUUACACUAUAUAAUGCUGAGUGCUUUAACUGAUGCCACUUUGCCUGAAGCAGGCUUUUAUGGUGCUGUUAAUAUUUGAGGAAUGCCUGUAGAUAGGGUGAUCAUUACAAAGGAUGAGCCACUGAAGGUAACAAUGACUUUAUUCUAAGUCCUGCUCCUGAGGCAUAUUGAUGACAGUUCAUAUUCAGUGUGAUUUAUUGAAUAUAGGAGACAACAUUUUAUGAGCUGGUAUGGAAGAUCAAGCAUCAGCGGAUUUCUCUUGGAAAGGGAAGAGGAAGAGGCUAAGUGUACUCUUCAUUGUUUGUGUGUAUAUACACACACACACCUCAAAAGCAAAGGGCUUGCUUUUCAGUUGUCUUAGCUCCACGGUUUGUGAGAGUUUUCAUUCAUGGCCUUCCUCUUUCUAGAAUAUGUUGAGUAGGGGCAGAGAGAGCUGUCAAGCCUUUUUCCCCAGGGCCACAAGAAAUCACAAUUUAUUUUCUACACAAUUUCUGUUUUUCUGGUAAUUUGCUGCCAACAUAUCCUAAAAUAUUUCUUCAUCUGUUCUUUGGACAAAUCCUAUGAUAAGAAGUCCAUAUAAACAGACAUCAUUGACAAACAACUAUAAAAUAAUAUGUUUAAAUAAUAUGUUAAAAUAAUACGCUUAAUAACAGUAUAUUCAUAUAAGCUUGUGGUUACAGUUUCUUAUUUUCAGACAUCCUCAAAUAUACUCCUGAUCCAUUUGUAUUCUCACUCUUAUCCCCAAAACCACUUUCCAGUCUCCUACUGUCAUUUUUUACUCUUCCUUUUUAACCAUUACAUCAAGUCAGAGCAAAGCACAUUCCACACUCACUCAGUCACCCAUUUUGGCACUUACAUCUUGUCUUAUUUACUUUACUUUAAAAUACAAUUAACAAGAUAUCAUACCAUAAUCACUCAAUAAUACAAAGCUGUACAAACAUAGAAAACAGGUAAAGCACCACAGGGGCAUUUGUAAAUGUAAGCAGGCAGAACAAUCUUCUCUCAAAAAAGCAAGUUAAAUACAAUUUUCACAGUAGUAGAAAGAAUUACAAUUUCUGAAUGUAUAAGAUUUGGCUUUGAAAAGAAUAAUUCUGAAUCUGAUGUGGAAAACACUAUUAUAUUUCUCUUUUGAACAAUAUUUUAAAAGUGACAUUCAACCUUGUUUAAUUUAAGUAAAAACUGAAAACAAAUCUA
Messenger RNA from Sceloporus undulatus (fence lizard), 2835 nucleotides. It is a transcript of the gene SERPINB6, whose product is annotated as serpin family B member 6. The transcript has 8 exons. Gene Ontology annotation, cellular component: cytoplasm. Bases 398 to 1537 code for a protein of 379 amino acids. Gene Ontology annotation, molecular function: serine-type endopeptidase inhibitor activity. Gene Ontology annotation, biological process: negative regulation of endopeptidase activity. The record is from RefSeq and is a predicted model, not a curated record. Lineage: Eukaryota; Metazoa; Chordata; Lepidosauria; Squamata; Phrynosomatidae.